AGUGCGAGCCAGGCCGUCGUCACGCGUGCUACUCAGCCGUCAUUCAGGUUCAGUGCGAAACGCGCUCUCGAACUCGAAGGAUCCUUCGCCUCCUUUGAUCCCCCACUCGGCUUGUACGGGACGAAAGACAGAAAGAGAGAGGCUUUCCUUGGCUACGAACAACGAGUACCACGUCGACGCUGUUUUGCCGUUGCCGUCAACGCGGGAAACAUCUCAUCGAUCCCUGGGUCCUCCAUGAGCGCCGGUCUCGGGGCUCCUGCGUCGUUUCUUGGGACCACACGGACCUGAUCUAGAGGAUCCUGCACGUCGUCGAGAGGUACUGAGGCCUGAAGUCGACGGGAUGAUCGACAGGACGAGCUUGGUGGUCCUUCUUGGACUCCUGAGUCUUACUUGCGGCUUGCAAUGCCCGAAACAAAGACAAUCGCCUGGCAGAGAAGUGGUCUGCUACACUUCCGCUUCCAACGUGCAACAGCUGACAGAGGCUGUUUGCAAAUGCACCACUCUGGUGCAGCAAGGCCACGACGUGCAAAAUCUCUCGAUUUCCGAAUUCGAGGACUUUCGGAAGUCGUUGAAGGAGAUUAUUCCGCCUCUUCAGUUCGUGGUUUCUGUGGACGACCCUGGACAGACGCUGAGAACUUCCGGCACAGUUCGUCAAGAGAUCAUCGCUCGUUUGAUCGGAGUUUUGAAAGAGGUUGAUGGAGUCGAAUUGAACAUGACUGCAGGGACUAAGGAGCGUCUGGUCCAGUUCGUGACGGACCUAAAAGACGAACUGACGAGAAAAUCCUACGACAAGAGAAUCUUCUUGGUCCUACCCACGAAAUCGGAAGACAUGGCGAAGCAAUUCGAUCUGAAGAAAUUAUCAAAGUACGUGGAUCUAUUCACCAUCCCGACGCACUACCUGAUCGAAGAUGACGAGGCCUAUCGCACUUUCCAUCCGUCACGAUUGAUGGGUCUCUUCGACAUGUUCAACGCGGACAGCUUGAUCGACUUAAUCAGCGGAUUGGGCGCACCUAAGAGAAAGAUCCUGAUGUCAUUGCCAGCCAAUGCCUACGAGUUCACGCUGAAGGAUCAGGACGACAAUGCCCCAAGGGCUCCAAGUGAAGAGAUGCAGCCGGUUAUCAUUGAUCAGAAACAGCUGUGCGAUCUGAUGAAGGGUGGAGAAUGGACAGUGGAAAGAGACGAAGACCUGACUGCUCCUUACGCUUUUAAGGACAAAAAGUGGAUCGCUUUUGAAGAUAGGAUAUCAGUUGCGAUAAAGGGGAAAUACGCGCUGCUUCGUGAUCUUCCAGGAUUGGCGAUACACGAUAUAGAGAAUGAUUACAAAACCGAUUGUGGUAUGACUCUCACGCAUAAUAUUCAUCAUUCCUUCUCGGAUUUCAAGAGGAAAUCGAGAGCUGCUGUUUUGAAUGCUUUGGAAGAUGAUUUACACCAAAAAGAACUUGAAUAUCCAACCAAAGUCAAAUCGUCCGACUUUCGAGUUGUCCGUGUGGUAGACACGGAAGGACACAUCAGAGUAGUUCGCGAGAACACUCAAACCGAGUUCACCUGCUCCAGACAAGGCUACUUUGUUCAUCCUAAGAGUUGUAAUAGGUUCUAUCGUUGCGUUAAAUUCAACCAAGAAGUGGAGGACUAUUCGGUGUUCGAGUUUGAUUGUCCAGCAGGUUUAUCUUUCGAUGAGCGUACAGAAGUUUGUGUUUGGCCAGGAUCCAUGCCCGAGGGCUCUCCGUGUCCUGGAAGCAGUGAAAUUGCACCUGUAGCACGUGUAAGAUUCGAGUGUCCUGCUAAGUCUGGUUACUAUGCGGAUCCUCAAAAUCCCCGUUGGUUCUUCGCCUGCAUUGAUUUAGGUGGUCCUGAAAUAAUGGCUUACGAGUUCCGAUGCCCGUUCGGACUGAUCUUCGACGAGCAAAAGCUAGUUUGCGAGUGGCCCUGGUUGGUAGUUGGCUACAGUGGCACUGAUUAUACGAGAUCGCAAUAUGACAACAGAGUAUACGGUACUGGGUCUACCCCAGGCACUGGUGGAUACUACACAGGUGGAUUACCUCAUGGAUACACGGGAACGGCGGGAGGAGGGUACACUGUCUCGACAGGUGAUAUAGGACAUGCUGGAGUUGGAUACACCGGUGAUCAUGGAUCGGCGUUCGGGCAAGGAACAGCUGGAACUGGACACACUGGAUCAGCCACUGGUGGAACAUCCUAUACUGGUCAAUUACCUGGUGGUUAUACUGGAGCAACUGGAACUGGCUAUUCUGGAGCAGCUGGAGUAGGUGGCCAUAGAACUUCUUACGGUGGCCAAGGAUCUGGUGUGUACACUGGAACAACUGGAAGUGGCUACUCUGGAGCAGCAGGAGCAGGUAGUCAGGGAACGACGUACGAUGGUCAAGGAUCUGUAUAUACUGGAGCAACUGGAAGUGUGUAUUCUGGAACAGCUGGAGCAGGUGGUCAUAAAACUUCCUACGGUGGCCAAGGAUCUGGUGUGUAUACUGGAACAACUGGAAGUGGCUAUUCUGGAGGUGCAGGUGGUCAGGGAACGGCGUAUGGUGGUCAAGGAUCUGGUGUGUAUACUGGAACUGGAAGUGGCCAGUCUGGAACAGCAAGAGCAGGUAGUCAGGGAACGACCUAUGGUGGUCAAGGAUCUGGUGUAUAUUCUGGAACAACUGGAAGUGUGUAUUCUGGAGCAGCAGGAUCAGGUGGCCAUGGAACUCCAUACGGUGGUCAAGUGCCUGGUGGCGGCUCAGGAACUACUGGGGGUGGAUUCCCUGGAUCAGGAGCGAGCCAAACUGGAACUGGUCACGAAUAUUCAGGAACAAUUGGUACUGGUCAAGUAUCUACUGGUAUAGGCUAUACCGGAGCAGGAAGCAUCGGGCAUUCGGGAACAAGCGGAGUAUAUACUGGAACAACUGGUACAGGUUACACACCUGAUAAGGGACAUUCCGGACAAAGUCCAAUUGGUCACGGUACUGGAUCGGGAUCUAUCGAUGGAGGAUAUUCUGGAGCAACGGGUGGUGUUCACGGAGGAUCUAGUGGAGGAUAUGUAGGAACAAGUGGUAUUCAUGGAGGAUCUACUACAGGAAUAUAUUCAGGUACAACGAGUGGUGCUCAUGCCGGGUCCACUGGAGGAUAUGUGGGACCAGGUGGUGUUCAUGGAGGAUCCACUGGAACAAGCUACACAGGACCUGGUGCUGGAGGAUAUACAGGCUCAAGUGGUGCUCAUGCGGGAGCUACUGGAGGAUUUUCAGGAGGAAGUAGUGGAACUCCGAUCAUUGUGACGGAAGAUUACAGUGGAUCAGGAAUAAAAGGAGGCAGCUACCCUGGUUCAUCUGGUGCACAAUAUCCACAACAGGGAUCAGCGAUACCAGGAUCCACAGGAACAGCUGGACACCCCUAUCCUGGGCAAGCAGGAUCAAAAUAUCCGGGAUCUGGUUUGGGAGGUCAUGGUGGAUCUUCGAUACCUGGAAAACCCAACAUAUUUGGUACUCAACCAACGCAAACGCCCAUCUACGCAAGCUCUGGUAUAAUUGGAACUGGUAUAGAUUCUAGUGGAGUAACUGGCAUAUAUUCACAAACUCCUGGACCUGUUCUCGUGGAGAAGCCUAAUCAGCCAACCUGCAUCACAUGCUACUGGCCUUCACAAUCACCAGGUGGCCAAACCUACGGAACAGAUAUUUCAGGUCAUGGAGUUACAUCUGGAACAAGUAUUUAUCAUGGCACCAGUGGAGGCAGGGGAAGCCUGAAUACUACUUCAUAUAUAGGUCACGUACCUUCCAUCGGAAGCACAACGUAUCAUGGAGGUGUUACACCAACCAGUGGCUACAGCGUUACAACAGGAACAGGAGCAGGUGCUAUCGUGACAGGACACGGUAUUCAGGGAACAAUUAUCACAGGAGACUCUUCACAAGGAACACUUAUCACCCAUGGAGGUACUUCUGGCACGGUCUAUACAGGUUCAUCUGACCAAGGUAGUAUAAUAACUGGAGGUGACCACCCAGGCUACACGAAAACUGGCCCAGGCACACCUGGCUACGUAAUUAGCGAUGGAGUCAAAACUGUAUACUCUGGUUCAGCCAGCCCUGGAACUGUAAUAUAUGGAACACCUUCACCAGGUGUCGUAGUAACUGGAGCACCAGGUGCUGGAACUAUCAUAAAAGGUCAAACAGCUCCUGGAGUAGUACUCACGGGACAAACAGCUCCUGGAAUAGUUCUCACGGGACAAACAGCUCCUGGUGUAGUUCUCACGGGUCACACAGCUCCUGGAGGAUACGAUUCAGGUUAUUCGACAAAACCAGGUGGUGUGACUCCAGGAUCUUCCUACGGAAACAAAAUUGGAGGUGUGGUAUCGACUUCUGGCACUGGUUACAAGACCAACGAAUAUUACGACAAUGGAGGUCGCGGUACGAUUAGGUUUAACAAUGGCGACGUGACCACGAAGUACACUGAGAACGACAUUCCAGACUACAGACCAGCUGGUGGCACAAUUCCACCAGAUACUCUUCUUCCUGGUAGCAAAGAUAGUUCAAUUUCUACUGGAUUCGCUAAUACUGGACCUACCAAGACAAGUUUCACCCCUAUCACCCUGGGAGCUGGCCACGGCUACACAUUUAGUACAAGAAAACCAAGUCUUACUUCUAAUACCGAGAAUAUUGGCGCGGAAGCAUUCGCAGGCAAUGUGGCAGGAUACACAAAAUCUUCUACUGAAAGUUCUACUGAGGUUUAUUCAGGAACGACUUUAGCACACGGCCUAGACAUCGCUCAGAGACCUAUUAAUUUAGGGCCUUCAAAGGCUACUGGCUAUUCCUAUCCUACCCCUAGCAUUCCGUUCGAAACGGGAGUGACCAAGAUAUUACCUAUUGCUUCGACAGAAAGCAAUAUAAUCGGCACAGCUACUCCAACACCAUUCUUGAACGUUGAACUGUAUAAUACGCCAGGAUUCGGUGAUUCUGGAUCAAUCGGUUCAUCUACAGUUGUGAACACUUAUCAGAAGCCAUCUGGUUUUACAAAUGCACCAGUUCCAACUGUUACACCAGUUGCAUCGAUAUUCAAUAUUCCAACAAGACAACAUCCUUUGAAAGAACCGUUCGUUUUGGGUUCAGCCAUCACCCCAGCGGCUGGCUUUGUUCACACUUCCACCCCGGAGAAUGCGUUUGAACAAAGCGUGACACCCUCCGGCGUCACAAAGUUACAGAAACCACAGUAUGUGCCUGGUGAUUCCAUCUUGCCAACGGGCGAUAUAACUUACCAGAAACCAUUCCAGCCUGGUGUCACCUAUCAGCAAUCGAUACUGGUCCCAGGAGAUGGUUCGAGAACGUACGCAAGUGGACAACCCGGUUACACUGUUUCAUCGGGCAGCAGCGAUGGUUCACCUACAAACGUAGACAUUCCUAGAAACGAGGUCGGCAAACUCAUUACCAACUACAACAGAGGCACCACCAAAUACGUUCCAAAUAAAUACGAUAUUUACACAACGGGGUCCAUCUCUGGAGCCGAUUACUCCAGGACUCAAUCUUCCUCAUCCACGAUUCGUCAGGGUUACGGUCCAUCGACACCAUCCUCAGUCACUAGAACGCAAUCACCUUUCUCAGUGACGACUUAUUCCGGAGGAUACUCGAGACCAACUUCCAUUACAUCUUAUCAAACCACUGCCAAGUCGACAGCCGUAGGCAAGGCCAAGGUGAUCGUGAAAUGGAGCGAUCUGCACCCUCUACUGCUCGGAAAACUCGGUGCAGAGUGCACCUGCAGAGGAGAUCCCUUCGCCAAUCUCAGAGGUCCCGGUUCCAAGUUGAUCAACUCGUCAAAGGGCAAAGUAGACCUGUCCAAUUAUGACGAGUCAGAGAUUUACGUAGACCUCGAAAAGGAUGGGUCAAACGAGAGCGAAGACUAUGCUACCAACUACGACUCCUCUGUGACAAAGCCAAUAAAGGUCUGGAACAAUCAAAUCGCGCAACUUCUGAGCUCCUCGAGCAGCCAGGCCCAAGAGACUCUAUCGUCUAGCUAUCUACCUAGCAUCACUCCUUCCUCGAACCUAGGUGCUCGCGCCAGCGUCUCCGGAUUCUCCAAUCGCGGACACACUGCCAAUUUCAGAUCUGCUAAGAGUCUGAGCAACGUUGCAUCCCCGACCAACUCGAUCGGAAUUGCCAAAGACUUCGGCUCUCCUGUGGAUCGUUUGUCAGGAGACGGCGAGUCGGAAGAGAUCAUCGAUGGGGCAACCAACUGCGCCAGACCAGGUCUGUUCAGACACCCUAACUUCUGCAGCAAGUUCUACGCCUGCCAUUGGGACGAGUGGAAGAAGAAGUUCACGCUCCACGUGUUCAACUGCCCUGUGCAUUUAACUUUUGACAACGGCGCAGGCGCCUGCAACUGGCCUAGCAUGGGUCCAGCCUGCCAGGACGAUAAUCUGUUAGUCUAGAUGCUUCACUGUCGACGGAUCUCGGAUAUCGCGGCACAUUCUCUUCUUCUUCUCAUCUCUUUGAGAAAGUAGGAAACGAAGAUUCGAAUGCAGGGAGUGUGACAGAGUUUAGGGUAAACUCGUUACCUCGAGAAGGCAAUUUUGCGAAUAUCUAUCCGGUUAAUCUUUGCUAUACUCUGCGCAGAAGUAUUAAUUCUUUAUGACAACUUUCUGGAGGAAAUUAAUUUUCCAAAGAAAUAUUACGAUGAUCACCGAUUUUGAUCUAUUUUGAUCUUCGUCUGGAAACCAUUGUCUCUUCGCGAUGAUGAGUUUCUUUCGGUUUCUUCGCAAUUUUUAGCGUACAUUGUAUACAUUUGAGUACAUGUGAUAGGUUAUAUCGACAGAGCAGAGUUGAAAGGUAUCAUUGUAGUAGAUGACUAUUCGGAUUCUGCGACGAAAGACACAAGGCGUGAGGUAACGUUUAAUUAUAACGUGGUAACGGUUCACGUUCAGGUUCUUUUUACCAUUGAGACACGUGGAACGGGCAUAGCAGAAUGCUUUCCCGAGGUAACGAGAAUGGGGAGACAAAGAGGAAGAAAGAUCCAAGGCGAUCGAGGUGCCGCGACGCGAAAGCACACUGUCCGGAGUGAAAGUCAAGCUGUGCUCGCCGAUCCAAAUCGCGAGAGAGAAGCCGAUGGUGUGUGCGAUUCGAUGUCGCCGACGAAUCGUUGUAAAUAACGUCCCCUACUCUUCCAAAUUUUGUAAAUAACGACGAGUUACCCCUUUUUGGAAAAUUGAAACAGCGAGAAAGAGCAAGAAACUGGGACCAAAAAAAAUGGUAAAAUUAGGCCAAGAAAUUGAGUAAAAAUACUCGAGAUUCAGACAUGUCUUUUAACCCUCUAUGAUCCUGAAUAAUAUAGAAUUUACAUGAUCGGAUAUUUAUAUUUUACAAAUUUUUUUUCUGUUUUAUUAUUCUUUUUUGCAAACACUUUUAUCGUCCAGUCAAGUAUUCUUGGCAAUUUGUUUUUAUUUUAUAAAUUAAAAUGAAAAAUGGUGUGAUCGAUUAUAAUUAUGUUUCGCAAAUGAAAUAAGAUUUUUCAUCGUAGGGGGUUAAAUAGUAAUCAUAUAGCGUCUGUGUUAAUCGUCGUUGACCAAUUAAAUUCGACUGGAUCUUACUUUUACAAUUCGAGAAACUCAUUGGCGAUUUAUAUUUGUAUAUAUUUUAGAGAGGUAUAUCGAUAUCGAUGACGCGAUUCGUGCAAUUGAUGUAUCCCUUCAAUUCGUUUACUUUCUUUUCCGGAUUUCUCUGUGCUUCCUGUCAAUGACGGGAAGUGAAUUUUAAACGUUCUUUAUGCACUACUUAAGCUUGCCUUGAUUCUGUGUUCAUCUCU
Messenger RNA from Eufriesea mexicana, 7770 nucleotides. RefSeq names its product mucin-19. Gene Ontology annotation, molecular function: chitin binding. The coding region runs from base 341 to 6400 and encodes 2019 amino acids. Gene Ontology annotation, biological process: carbohydrate metabolic process. The transcript is spliced from 14 exons. Gene Ontology annotation, cellular component: extracellular region. Lineage: Eukaryota; Metazoa; Arthropoda; Insecta; Hymenoptera; Apidae. The record is from RefSeq and is a predicted model, not a curated record.